Molecule: messenger RNA, 1795 nt
Organism: Paramecium pentaurelia
Lineage: Eukaryota; Ciliophora; Oligohymenophorea; Peniculida; Parameciidae
Source: the annotation of a GenBank genome assembly
UCAUGUACCUCUCUUAAAAAACAUAAUUACGAUUAGCUAAUUUAAUUACUAUAAUUGCUGAAGGGGAAAAGAAGACAGAAAUAUUCAGAUAAGUAUUGGCUGAACAAAAAAUGUUUGAGCCUUACACUGCUUUCAAAAGAUUAGAUUAAUUGAGAACUGGAGAAUUAACUACUUCGGAUUUGGUUGAUUUUUUAAUGGACAAUAAAAUAAAUGCAUCUAAAGCCUAAGCAGAUUAUUUAUUUUAGAAAUUAGAUUAAAAUAGAGAUGGUAGAAUUACAUAUCCAGAGUAAAGCAAUAUUUCUAUGAGUCUAGUUUUGUUAAGUCAAUACUACCUAAAGAAGACUCAAGACUUAGGUAAAUUGCAUCUCUAAGGGAUUCAUAUGCAUUAGAAAUUAACAUGUUAUUACCUACUGAAGUUGAAUGGGGACUUUCUAAAGUCUUUUAUUAAGAAAUUUAAAAUUAUAAGUAAUUAUUGUCUUUUUGAGAUUAGUUCAAUUGCAACAGCAUAAGAAAUUUUGACUGGAAGCGCAGAUUUUACAUCUCUUGAUGCAUUUAGAUGUAUUGAUCAAACAUUUUUAGGAUAUAUUACAAUUGAAACGUGAGAUAAUUUUAUAUAUAAUUUAGACUUUCAGAUUUCUUGAAAUAUAAUGGAGUUAGAUUGUCAUUUGAUGAUUUACUUGCUUUUUUUAGAGUUGUAGAUAAAGAUGCAGAUGGAAAGAUCAAUUAUUCUGAAUUAUUAGAAGCAAUAACUUUUACACCAGAUUAUUUUAAAUAAGAAAGAUAAUUUAUAGAUGAAUUAAGAAACAGUAGAGAAAGAAUAAUUUAAUUGGAAAAAGAGAAAGAAGAAUUAAAUGCUCUCAUAAGAAGUAAAGAAAGAAUUGAAGAACUCAAAAAAAGCAGAGAAUAUUUAGAAUAAUUAGAAGAUCUAAAAAAAAGUAGAGAAAAAAUUGAACAAUUAGAGGAGUUAAGAUAGAGUCGUGAAAGAUUGGAAGAACUCAAAAAAAGUAGAGAAAAAUAUGAAGAUCUAAAAAAUAGUAGAGAUAAUUUAUAAGAUUUAAAAAAAAGUAGAGAAAGAUUAGAGGAUUUAAAAAAAAGUAGAGAGAGAUUAAAUUAAUUGGAAGAGUUAAGGAAAAGUAGAUAAUAAAUGGAAGAAUUAGAAGAAUUAAAAAAAAGCAGAGAAAGACAGGCUUAAAUUGAAGAAUUAAAGAAAAGUAGAGAACGAUUAGAAGACUUAAGAAAGAGUAGAGAAAAGCUAUAACAACUUGAAUACGAAAGAAAAAAUUAAGAGAAAAUGGAAUAGCUUAAAAAUUCUAGAGAGAGGAUUGAAGAGCUUUAAAAGUAAAGAAAAAGAAUGGAGGAAUUAAAAACCUACUAAGAGGUGUUAGAAUUGUAAAAAAAAGAAAGAUAAGAGAUGGAUUUAAAAAGAAGUCAAGAAAGACUUUAAGAAUUAAAAAAGAGUAGAGAGAGAAUAGACUAGAUAGAGGCAUUGAGAAAGAGCAGAGAGUAGGAAAAAACAAUGCAAGAGAUGAAAUUAAGUAGAGAAAAAAUAGAAUAGCUUAGAGAAUCUGAAUUAAGAAUUUAGCAAUUAGAGAAUUAGCAUCGAAACUUAGAAAGAAGUAGAUAAUUAGAGAAAAUAGAAAGAGAUUUAGAAUAUGAAAGAUAAAGGAGUUAGGAGAGAAUAAAAAGAUUGGAAUUAGAGGCUGAAAUUGAAAGAAAGGAGAGAGAAAGAGCCAUAGAAGAUGAAAUAAAUUUUGUUUAAAGUAGAAUUUAUGAUACACCUAAGAGAAGAUAUUGA